This is a messenger RNA of Lentinula edodes (shiitake mushroom), 1446 nucleotides long. RefSeq lists its product as uncharacterized. The coding region runs from base 207 to 1250 and encodes 347 amino acids. NCBI's taxonomy places the organism in Eukaryota, Fungi, Basidiomycota, Agaricomycetes, Agaricales, Omphalotaceae. The transcript is spliced from 6 exons. The record is from RefSeq and is a predicted model, not a curated record.
AUCCCGAUAAGUGUCGUUCGAGUCCGACUUCGCCAGGACUUCACCAAGUUCGUGGUGAUUAUCAUUGCCCAAUUAGGAAUACCUGGGACAAUAAAGUCCUGUCUAGCGCCGGGCAGUGCAGUGACACGAGCUUCUUGCAUUGUUAAAUAUCUUUCUUCUCCGUUCCCUCAUCCAGAUUUUGUCACCGUCGUGUCCUUUCGAUCUCCAUGGCCAAAAUAUAUUUUAAGGACGCUAUUUUCCAUGGAAAAACAUUCUGUUGUUGUCUUCCCGUUCGUUUUGGCGUUAUUUCCAUGUCUUUUCUCGGUAUCUUGUUUGGAGGGUUGUUGUCUAUAUUGCUUUGGUUUGAGGUGUCUGACACGUCAAGCUCCAUGGAUCCUCAUGAAAGGACGGCUUUCAUUUUGGCUGGUCUUGUCGAGACAUUGCUGUUCAUCGCGUCGGUUGUUGGAUUUAUCGGGGCGAUUGUUCGAAAACAGGUUUUCAUUCUCAUCUACACCUACUUCAUAUACGUUCAUUUCGUCGUCAAUGUCGCUGUCGCUGGCUUCUUCCUCUACGUCGUCUUGCACUUUUCUUCGACUGCUAUAGCUAAAGCUUGUGAUGAUACGGUUAAAAACGCUGGUGCACAAGCUCAAUGUACCGGGAUCUUUUCGGACUUCAAGACUAUAUACAUCGUCGUUGCUUUGCUCGUGUUGUUUAUAGAACUUUACGGCGCGCUCAUUGUCACGCGCUACGUUCAUCAGAUCAAGACUGAAAAGUCGACUGCGCGGACAUCUCGCAUGGUUCUCCUUGACCGAGCAGGCAGAUCUAGCGGUGGUCGAAGUCCAAUGAUGCCCAGCUUUGAUAGGGGACGAUACUCGGCGUUAUCUGAAGACCAAGGAGAUGACAUUUCUUUGAUGCCAAAAAACCUUGUGUAUAAUACGACGCCGUCGACUGCAGAAUUCAACCCGUACGAGGAUACAGAACAUCCACGAUACCCCUCUUACCAAGCCGGACCCUCUUCUUAUGCUGCCCAUGAUGAAGCCCCCGCUAUCGAAGAGGGAUACGGCGGAGGCUCCUGGACUCAUGAACAAAUUUCGCAAGACGAGAAAUCACUCUUACGUCAACAUGAGCAGGAUGAUGAUGCUCUUCCCUCUCCUAGUCGCAAUUUCAAUGAACAAAACCGAGAUAUCAAAACAGCUGCAGGUCCUCCCACUUCUCAUGAAAUUGACCCGCUUCCGCGGUAUGCUCUCACUGAAUCGCCAGAACUCCGAUGAUCAGAAUGGAACUAUACAUAAAUCUAGAAAAUAUUUUUUGACGUUUGGACUUUUGGAUAUUCAUUUGUAAUAAUGUAUCAUGUUGCUUGUAUGUACAUAGGUGUACCGCGGAUUCAUGUUGAAUAUAGUAGAGGAGGAGAACCCUAUGGAGAACCGGGUCGGGUGAGGGUAGGUGGCGUUUGCCUAGCAAUUGCUC